GAAACUCACUUUCAUCUUCUAUUACAUCCAGAGAAGGGUUCUCUAACAAUGGCCGCUUCGGGGUUGCCCAUAUCAUCAGGCAGCGCCGGCCCAAUUCUGCCAUUGGCAAGAGCCCCCAGCCGCAACCAAAGCUUCCAACGAAACCCAAGCCGCCGCGUUCUCUUCUCCGAAACCCCCGCUCCCAAACACCAGUCUCGUAAUUGGGAUUCCGGCCCCGAGAGGAACAAUUUCCCCGAAAUGCCUCCCAAACACCAGGCUCGUAACCGGGAUGAGGACAACCUGUCCGAAAUAUCAACCAAACCCCGGGCUCGCGAUUGGGACUCGGGCGACGAUGUCAAAAGAGAACGUCGCGGGCGCAGGCUGUGCUGUGCCUGGACGUCUUUGGUCGUCGGUUUUCUCGUUCUUGGGCUCAUGCUGUUGGGUGCAUUGUCCCUCUCUUUUGUCAAGGGCGCAUUACCGGAAUUCCGCAUCAAGAGUCUAAACAUCUCCAGACUCGAGAUUUCAAAGAAAGACGAAAACACCCUUUUGACCGCCGACAUCCAACUACUCAUCAACGUCACCAACAAAAACGACCGGUAUGACCUGUCCUAUAGCGUGUUGAGCGUCGAAGUCUCGUCGGAAGACAUUAACCUGGGGAAGAAAGAGGUCGCAGCGUUCAAGCAGAAUCCGAAGAAGGUGUCGUUACUGAAUGUGUCGACAGAGGUUAAGAAGUCGGUGGUCGAUGAUGCGGCCGCUGAUGAUUUGAAAUCGAAUUACAAAGACCUGCAAGUGGUGAUUGAUGUGGUGUUCGAAGGGAGCAUAACUGUGAACAUGGAAGGGCGUAAGUUGAGCGGGUUGCCUCUGAAAGUGCUGUGCUCUAGUAUUCAGCAGGUUGACAUCGACAAUGGGCUGCAGCCGCAAUGCCGGGUCAAAAUGUUCCAUUUCUUGUGAGAUGGAUCCAACUUGUGGCGACACCGUCAUGUUUCUUGACAUUGGUGAAGUUCGUCGGCAAAACGGAGUUGCGUACCAAAGAUACGUUGGAUCAGAUAGCGAGUUAUCAAAAAGGAGUCGUGAGAAAACUACUCCUCGUGCUUAGCUAGGCAUGAUUAAUGAAGAUUACAUUGUGGAGACAUAUUCAUUUUUUUGAAGUAUAUAUACUAGCAGUAAAAGUCUUCUUUAAUUAGUUUUUGACAAUCUAGGAAAUUGAUCCCCGCUUCCUCCCUGCAAAUAUAUGUACUCUAAUCAACUAAAUUGUUAUUUCCUGUGUU
Messenger RNA from Rhododendron vialii, 1247 nucleotides. RefSeq lists its product as uncharacterized. Gene Ontology annotation, cellular component: plasma membrane. The transcript has 2 exons. Lineage: Eukaryota; Viridiplantae; Streptophyta; Magnoliopsida; Ericales; Ericaceae. The record is from RefSeq and is a predicted model, not a curated record. The coding region runs from base 49 to 930 and encodes 293 amino acids.